This is a messenger RNA of Tetrahymena thermophila SB210, 7926 nucleotides long. RefSeq names its product transmembrane protein, putative. The record is from RefSeq and is a predicted model, not a curated record. NCBI's taxonomy places the organism in Eukaryota, Ciliophora, Oligohymenophorea, Hymenostomatida, Tetrahymenidae. The transcript is spliced from 9 exons.
AUGAAAUCCUUAAACUAGGUUUCUUAGAUCAUUUAAAUUCGGUGUUUAUUUAGAGUCAUUUUGGUUUUAUAAUCUAUUAUCUAAAUAAUAGUUGCGGCUGAUAAUGUUUUGAAUAUUUAUGUUAAUUCUGAUAGCCCAUCAAAUGGAGAUGGUUCACAAGCCAAGCCUUACUAAGAUUUAUUUUAUGCUAUGAAUAUUAUUUCUAAGGUUGUCACAGAGUUUCCUCAAUAAGACGAUUAAAGCUCAAACCCUUAAAUAGAUAUUAAUGCUGCAAAUUCUUAUGUUAUUUAUCUAAAUGCAGAUGCUCAAAAAGCUUACAAUAUGUUUAAUCCAGCAAACUCUCCUAAAUCUUAUUUGAUUAAUUCUGCAUAGGCUGUUAGUAUUAUGCAAUAUUCAAGUGGAAGUUCUGUAUAAAAUAAGCCUACAAUUCAGUUAUAAGAUUUUUUAUAGGUUUAAAAUACCUCAUUUUCACUAUUUGGUUGCAAGUUAGUUUUUAUAAUAAAUGAUGCAAACAAAUUGAUGUAACAGCAAACAAAACAAAUAUGUUAAUUAGAUCUCAUAGGUUCUAUCCCAUAAGUGAAUUAAGUUACUCUCUAAAUACUUGAUUAGACAACUGGAGGUUACAUUCCAACUGAACAAUCGAUAAUUAAAUUGGAAAAAAAGUUAGAAGCUGAAAGAAACAAAAUAAAUAGAGAUUAUUUAGAUAAUUAAGGAGCUUAGAGUGAACACACAAAUUAGCAUGAAAAGCAAGAUAUCUCUUCAGGUUAAAAAUAAGUCUACUUGUAAAGAUCCUUUUUCUGUACUCACUAACAAAAGACUCUAAAUGCUUUUAAUACUAAAUCUCCUUCAGAUUUGUAAAAACAAAAAGGAUUAUUAAACAACACAAAUUUAGGAAAUCAAUAGUAUGACUAAGACUAAAUAAUAGAUAACAAAUUUUAUAUUAAAAAUACUACAUAAAAUUAAGAAUUAAAAAUUUAAACUAAUAGCUUGAAUGAUAGUAAACUAAAGUUAAGCGAUCCUUCUUAAUGCGCAUUUAAUCAAUUAGAUAUUAUAGAUUCAUAUAUUAAGGUAGACUCAGAAAACUUUUACAAAAUAUGGGUAGGAAGCAUAAUAGAAUUAAAUUUUGCAAGCAAUGAUAUUUUUGAUAUAAACACAUGUGAAUUAAGCAACAUUUAAGUCAAAAAUCUCUAGUUAGCUAGCGACAUAGAAGGAAGUAUUUUUAAAUUGAACUACAAUAGUUAGUAAGACGUUGAUUUCUAGAGCAAUGUUGUAAAAAAUAUCUACAUUGAUACCUGCACUCUUUACAUGGUUAAUAUUUUUGAGCUAAAUUUACUUUAGAGCGAGAUGAAAGAGUGCAUAUUUAAAAAUUUUACCCUUACUAAUUCUUUAUUAUAAAGCUCUGUUGGCUUAGAUUAAAGCGAGUUUAUAAAGAUAAGUAUUUAAAACACACAGUCAUCUAUUAAAAGAUCUCUUUAUUUAAUUGAUCAUACACUAAAAGGCAAUAAAUUUAUUAAUGGUAGAUUCUUCUCAGUAUAACCUGAAUUAUAAACAGAACAAGUUAGGACAAUCAUUCAAAACAUAACAAUAGACAAUAACUACGCUGUUAACACGAAUUCUUAAGAAGUUUAAAUGUUUAGUAAUGCUACUCAAAUAAACAUUUUUGAUUCAAAUAUACAGAAUAAUGUUUUUGAGUAAAUAGUGGUAUUUGAAUCUAACUUCUUCCAAGUAGUGGAUACUAUAGUAUUCAACAACAACUAAGUUUACAAUAACACCCUAACUAAUUCUGUUUUUUACUCAGCUAAUGUUAUGGAUGCAUCCAAAGUAUAAAUAGAAAAUAAUUUGUUCUACCAUAAUUACUAGAUCUAUAACGAAUCUUUAUGCAUUAACGAGUAAGUUCUAAUCCAGUCCACUAUGUUUAAAAUAUAAGGAAAGCCUUCUAAUCUCUCCUUUUUAAAUAACAAUAUAAGAGUUGGAAAACCAAUUGAUUCAAAAAGUAAAGACUGCAACAGUUAUUAUGAAUAGUUUACUUAUUUUAUGCAUAUAACUUCAGUACAGUAUUUGAAUAUUUAGUAUGUUACCUUUGAGGAUAUAUGCACAACUUAGAAGUAUUUUUUAAAAGAUUUAUCACCAAAAUACUUUUAGUAAGGUAAUUCAGCUAUUAAUUCAGAUAAUUUAAACUCUGAAACGAGAGGGGGUUUUGUUCAAGUAUCAGGAUUUCUUAGAGUGGAUUUCAAAAACAAUAUUUUUAGAAAUAUUUUAACAUCUAGUCCUCUUGUUAAUAUGGAUGAUGAGUUUUACGUUUCUUCAAGGCCUAAACUCACUAAUGUCUAAAAUGUUACUUUAGAGAGAAAUACUCUUCUUUUGAUUAGCGAGUCUUCUUUGCUUUAUUUCACAUAUCAAGAUUAAAAUCAAAUUACAUUUUUAGACAAUAAAUUUAUAAAUAAUAUCUUAAUAAUUGCUAUGGAUAGACUUAUCGGAUAUACUGCUCCUUGCCUCACAUUUAGAGGAUACAACUCUGUUUUUAACAUGUAGAACAAUAUAUUUAGUUCAACAGCGAUAAGGUUUGAAGUCUAUAGUCUUUCGAUGGGAGGCAAUGCACUUAUUGCAGCUGCUUAAAUUUAUAUUAAAGAUUCAUAAUUUUUAAAUAGUUGCUAGAACAUCAUAGAUUCUUCUGUUGCUUUUUCUCCUGAUGAAAGGCAGUGCUAGAAAAAUUUAACUGAUAUUGAUGAAACUUUUUUAAAAUUUUCUGAUGGUGGUGCUUUAAAUUUAUUUGGGACAAAUUAAAUAUUAAUUUAGAAUAACAUAUUCUAAAAUAAUGAAGCAAAAAGAGGUGGAGCUAUUUUCUUAAGUGGUUAGGUGAAUGACAUCUACAUACAGCAUAACAAUUUUACAUAAAACAGUGCAAUCGAAGGAGGUGUCAUAUACUCGGAAUAAGUAAAAGUUAUGAAUAAAAUUUUAAUGUCUGAUUUGAUAUUCCUGGGUAAUUCUGUUCUUAAAUACGGUGUUGUAUUAGAUAGUUUCCUUUUCUUUAAGCAUUUCGAAAUGGAAAAUGUCAUUUUUGCAAAUAACUACAUCAGACCCUAAGGAUCUGACUACACCUACAUGGUUAGACUUGAGAAGUUAGGUAACUGCACAGUUAAGAUAUCUAAAGUGUUCUUCUUUGGCUCUAAUUAACAAAAGUUUUCUGGUGAUUAUCUGCAAAUUUACCAUUCAAAUUAGAAAGAUAGCAGAUCUAAUGUUGAUUUAAUCAAAAAGACAGAGGACAUGAAACCUAUUUAAUUUGAAGAUUGCUAUUUUUACAUAGCAGGUCUUUAAACUUCUUCAAGUUAAAAAAAUUUCCCCUAAGCUGUUACUAUCAUGAGUAGAAAGAUUGAAUAUAAUCCUGUAAAAACUCCAGUUUUCUUAGAUAAUGUUUUGUUUACUGGUGAAAACAGUUUGAUUAAUUUCAUUAAAUACUUCCCAUAAUACGGAGGAAACGAGUAUUUGUUGCAUUUCUUUGACAAUUCAGAAUUAAAAAUAAUUAAAUAUUCAUCUCAAGCAUUCUAUGCUAAUAAUGUGGAUGUUAUUAUGAACAACACAAAUGUUAUCAACAUUCUACAUUAUAAUGGAUGUGUUACAGUUAGAAACUCAUAUUUGUAAAUAACUAAUGGAGAAUUUGAGAUGAAUUAAAAGGCAGCAAAAUACUAAAAUGCAUCUUAGUUGAUGAUUACAAGUGAGAAACCAGAAAAACACAAGAGUCUAAUUCAAAAUGUCAAAUUUAAAGGAUAUGUUCCUAUGGCAGGAGAGUAAUAAUAUGAUUCUUAGAUGAUCUCAAUAACUAACAUUUAGAAUGUGGUUAUAGAUAACUGUAAUUUUACUGAUGCUUCUGCAGAUUAUGGAUCUGCCAUUUAAGUGCUCGAAUAAGUGAAGAACAUAAGCAUAACGAAUUCCAAAUUCCAAAAUAACUGGUCAAGAAGUACAGGAGGUUCAGUCUACAUAUCUAAAGAUUGUUCCUUUUUGAAUAUAGUAAAAAACACCUUCAAAAACUCGAAAAGUUACUACAGUUUAGGAGGAGCUAUUUUCAUUUACAAGAUGAAUGAUCAUUUCAACAUAACAUAAAAUGAAUUUUACAACAAUUUAGCUGUUUUUGGAAACAGCAUUUCUAUCUUAUCAUUUGACUAAAACUCACUAAAUUCGUUUUUAGGAUUUAACACAUACACUUAAAAUUUAGUUGACUACAUAGCACUGGUUCAUCAAUUUGCAUAAAAAGCUUAAUAAAAUAAAGCCAUUUAAACUGAAAAUUAGAAUGUGCUAUACGACUGGCAAUAAAUAAUCCCUUCCAGCGAAAUUUGUUUAAAUUUCACUAUUUCAUAGAGGUCUUUUUCCUACGAAUGGAAUUUCUAACAGACUACUCUUUAAAAUUCUACAUCUUAACAAACUUUUGAAAAUCUAAAAGUAGAUGAGUUCAUUAAAUACAACAACUAUUAAAAGACUAAAAGUUUAUUUACUAACAAGUAAAGUAGUCUACCUUAAGAUAAAGAAUUAAUAUCUUCAAAAAUAGAAAAUGAUUUAAGUUAUAUAACUAAAGUGAAGUACGUUUUAAACGCAGUAGGUGAGGAUGCAGUCUAUACGCCAAUAAAACCAAGUAUGCAAACACAGUUUUCUUCAAGUUACGAUACAUAGAAUGAUAUUCUGACAAUUUAAAACGAUCAGUUUGUAAUCUCAAACUAAAGAGGCUAUCUACAAACUGUUGCAUUUGGAGUUAAUAACCUUAUCACCUAUAAUGGCUACCAAUAGUUUUUAGAAAUCCUCACAUAAUAUAACUUAGUAGACUAAAAUAAGAACUCUACUUACAACUUGCUCUAUUCUGACUCUCAAUCUCUUUCUUCAGUUGUACCAAAUUUUUAGUACUUUAACAAAACAACCUACUAACCUUAUGCUCUUGGCUUAGGUUUGAGUGAAUGUGAUUCUGGUUAUAGCUUUGAUAGGACUUUAAGGGUAUGCAAUUAUUGCUAGCAAGGAGUUUAUACAUUGGACCCAAAAGGAUACAGUUAAUGCCAACCUUGUGUCGCUAAUUCAGUUUGCUUAGGAGGAUAUUAAUUACAAGUAAAUGAGGGAUAUUGGAGAUAUAGCUUAUAUAGUUCUAAUGUUAUUUACUGCAAUAACAAUCCUUAUAAUUGUUUAGUUCCUGAAUCUUCAAAUGUUCCUUAUACAUGCAAGGAAGGCUACCAAGGUCCCCUUUGCCAAGCUUGUGAUAACUAAAAUAACUAUUUCUCAAAUGGAGAUGGAAGAUGCUAUACUUGUAAUAGUAACUGGAUAACUAUUCUCAUAUUUAUUACCAAGAAAUUGAUUUUCCUAUGUUACGAAUGCUUUUUCAUAUACACUGCUGUGUUUGCAAACACCCUAUUUGCUACAAGAGGUCAUGAGUGUCAUGCAUUAAAUGUCAGAAGAUUAAACAAGGUUUAUGUAAGAAUCAUCUAAACAUAUUUCCAAAUUAUGUCUUUAAUUAUCUCCUAAUACUUUAUUGUGGGCUAGGAGCUUUUCAAUUUUGUAAACCAAGUCUUCUAAAUUAUUGGAUUCCCAGUCGAUUCAGUGAAUUACAAUUAUGAGUGCUGGUUUUACUAAUUUUUUGGGUCUAAAAAUGAAAUCUAUGCUUAUUAUGCAAGUUUGAUUUCGCUUUGUGAACCUCUCUUCAAGAUAAGCGUAGUAUUUGUAGUUUGGCUUAUAAAGAGGGCAUUCAAAAUACAAUGGCUAAAAAAUAGAUAUUUCAUCAUAUCUAUAACUUCUAUCAUUCUAAUAGAGCAACUAGGUGUUAUUUAAAUUCUAUUAGGGUCUUUUAAGUGCAUUUCUAUACCAGAUGGUGGCUCUUAUAUGGAAAGGAACCCCAACGUCUCAUGCUAAUCAGAUGAUUAUCACAUCUUUACAGGUUUUAUUUAUAUUCCUAUGAUGGUUUUAUGGGCUGGCGGAUUCACUCUACUGCUAUUCUUUUAUAUUUUCAAAAACAAGAAAAAUUUGGAGUCAAAGCAAAUGAAGCUGUUCUUCGGUUUCUACUAUAUGUGUUUUAGACAAAAGUAUUUUUACUGGGAUGUUAUUAUUUAUAUGAUGAAGUUGCUGUUGUUAAUGUUAAAUUAUUUCGUUUUAGACAGUGAUAAACUCCGUUUUUCUUGCACUACGCUUAUUUUACUUGGAUACUGUUUAGCAAUUAAAAUCUAUAAACCUUAUACUUUAGAUAGAUAAAAUAAGUGUGAUUAAAUUUUAUUCUACAAUCUUAUUUUCACUAUGUUCCUAUGCUAUAAUAUUGAUAAUACUAAUAGCAAUUCACUUAAUAUACUUCUUAUAGCACUACUCUGCAUAUCAAAUCUCUCAUUUUUAGGUUAUAUUUCUUGGAGAAUGUUUUACAUCGUUAGAUACUUCUUCAAGAAGUUUAGAAGUGGUGUUCCCACAAUUUCCAAAAACUCUGUUAAAAAACUUGACAAAAGCCUUUAAGAAGAAAGUGAAGAUGAAGAGCAAAAGAAUUAUUUAAUGUAGGCUGAACUUGAAUAUAACCACUUAGAAAUAGCAAUAAAAGAUGAAAAUAAUGAAGAAGUGAUUAUUAAAGAAGAUGAUGAGGAAAUUCAAAAUAUUAAUUUAAAGUAAGGUGGAGGUAUUAUUCCUUCCAAAAAGCAAGAAACAGAGAAUAUCAGGUAACGUUAUGAAUUGCAUCAAUACCUUAAGAGUAUGGUAGAGCAUAAUCAAAAUUAGCCAGUUUAGAUCGACUAGUUACUAGAUGAAGAUCAAGAAGAUUCAUAUAAUUAAGAUGCUUCUCCUCAUUCAUCUAAUCAUAAUAUUGGAAAAACUAGUUUCGCCUUUUAAAAGAAAGGCCAACAUAACUAAGGUGGUAGCAUUCUAAUAUAAAAUAAUAGGGCUCCUGCAUUUAAGAGUUUUAAUAAUAAUUUAGGUAAACAUGAAUUCGGUAACAAAAAGAAAUCGUUCAUGAAUAGCUAAAUUGGAUAUGAUUCCAGUAAACACUCGAAUCAAUAAUCUGUGAUUUUGAAUUUUAACAACAAUAAUCCCCUAAAGGAUUCUCGUAAUAAAGAAUCUGUUGAAGGAGCAAGUGGAGCUAGCAAUAAUAUUAAAGAUAAUUAUUAUAAUUAGCAUGAAAAUAGAGAAUUCUAGAGUAGCUAUAUUAGCCAUAAUUCAUAACAUGUAUAACAUGUAGCAGCCUUGAAAAAGAGUUUCAUUCACCAUGUGGAAAGAUAAUUUAUGAAUAAAAAAAAGGCUAAAGCAUCAAUGGCUAAUCGCAACUACUCUAAUUAAUAUGGUGAUGAUGAGUAUGGUGAAUAUGAUGAUACUCACGAAUACUUACAUGAAAAUUAUAACAAUAAUAAGAAAAAAUGGACAAAAAGCAAUGUUUAUGUUGAGGAUGAAGUCAGAUAAAGAAACGCACUCGUGAAUAAAAGUGAGCUGUUUUAAGAUUAGAGUGAAUGUAAUCAAGAAUAGAAUUAAAUUGAUUUCACUUAAAGCGAAGCUAUGGAUAAUAACUUUUAACCUUUAACGAGUGUAUUUACAAAUAAUAACGACACAAACAUAUUGGGUUCGAAUAUCAAAGUUAACUAGCUAAAUAGUCACCUAUUUAGUGAUAGAAGAACAAUAAAUAAUAAGCAGUUCAAUCCAUUAACUACUAGGGCUCCAUCUACUCAUAUAGGCUAUACGAGCUAAUAAAUUAGCACUUAGCAAGAAGUAGAAGGUGCAUUUGAGGCAAAAGGAAUACAUAGUGAGGGGAAUCAAGAUGAUUCUAAUGCGGGUCAUUUCACUCAAGAUAAAAAAUAUGAGUCUGACAGUUUUUAUUUGAAGGAUAAAUCAAAUAAUUUUGAUGACGAUGAUGAAGAUGAUGAUAACGAAUAAAAGAGUUACAGAGAUCAUUUCUUAAGCUAAGAGUAGCUUAAUAUGAAGAACAAAAAAAAUUGA